Apaloderma vittatum (bar-tailed trogon) is the source of this 1488-nucleotide messenger RNA. It is a transcript of the gene RNPC3, whose product is annotated as RNA-binding region (RNP1, RRM) containing 3. The transcript is spliced from 14 exons. The record is from RefSeq and is a predicted model, not a curated record. The annotation marks the transcript as partial. Lineage: Eukaryota; Metazoa; Chordata; Aves; Trogoniformes; Trogonidae. Gene Ontology annotation, biological process: mRNA splicing, via spliceosome. Gene Ontology annotation, cellular component: U12-type spliceosomal complex. Gene Ontology annotation, molecular function: U12 snRNA binding; pre-mRNA intronic binding.
AAACAUACUGCUUUUGCUACCUUUCCCAGUGAAAACGCAGCCACGAAGGCUUUGUCAAGACUACAUCAGCUGAAACUUUUAGGUCACACCUUAGUUGUUGAAUUUGCAAAGGAGCAAGAUAGUGUGCAGGUACUUAGCCAGCCCUCUGUCUCAGAGAAGUGUAAAAGUUCAGAAGAACCAGUGGAAGAAGAAGAGAAGAAAGAACCAAGCUGUGUCUAUAAAAUAGAGAAUGGAAUUGCACCUACCCAUGGCCUCACCUUUCCCAUCAAUUCUUGCCUCAAAUAUUUGUAUCCACCACCUUCAAGUACAAUUCUAGCAAAUAUAGCAAAUGCCUUGGCAAGUGUGCCCAAAUUUUAUGUCCAGGUACUUCAUCUUAUGAAUAAAAUGAAUCUUCCUCCACCUUUUGGACCAAUUACUGCUCGCCCUCCCGUGUAUGAAGAGUAUUUACCAGUGCCUGUGCCACCUCCCCCAAUCCCACCUCUGCCUCCUGAAGAGCCUCCUUUGCCUGAAGAGGAAGAAGAGCAACUAUCUAAUGAAGAUGAAUCGGAAUAUGAAAGUGAUAAUGAAGAAGAAAAGGAAAGAAUGACCAAGUUGAUGGAAUUAGCAACUCUUCAGCCUAAAAGACCACUAAACACGAAGAGGCGUGGUGUUAGAAAAAAACAAAGAAUUAAAGACUUACUGAAUGUUCCUAUGUGUCCUUCCCACAGUAAUUUGCACCCUGCACUGUCACCUUCAGAUGUCUUUGAGCAGCCGCAACAUGUAGGUCAUAAAAAAAUCGAGUUCCAUAUUACUAGUGACAUCCCAGCCGUUCUUCAGAUAAACUCGGAAAAAGAAGAAAGAAAUGACCUUUAUGCAGCCACGGAAGAAAUCAAUAAUACAGGCUUUGGAAGGAUUUUCCCAGCUCCUGUCUCGAAUGAUAAAAUGGAAACGGAAGAGGAGGAGGAUGAAAUACCAUCAGAAUUUAUUUCUAGAAGGGAUCUAGAAAAAAACAGGCUUUCUAGAGAAGAAAUGGAAAAAUAUUCUGUUUUCAAAAAUUACGAGCCAGGAGAUCCAAAUUGCAGGAUAUAUGUGAAGAAUUUAGCUAAACAAGUUCAAGAAAAGGAUCUCAAGUUCAUUUUUGGAAGAUACGUUGACUUCCAGUCAGAAGUGGAACGAAAUAUGUUUGAUAUACGUUUGAUGAAAGAAGGCCGAAUGAAGGGACAGGCUUUCGUUGGACUUCCUAAUGAAAAAGCAGCUGCUAAAGCUUUAAAAGAAGCAAAUGGAUAUGUCUUAUUUGAAAAACCCAUGGUGGUUCAAUUUGCUCGUUCAGCUAGACCAAAACAGGAUGUCAGUGAAGGGAAAAGAAAAAAGUAGAACAAUGCACAAGAAACAUUCCUGCGUAAAUACUGCAGUAAUACUGUCAUGCAGAGUGUAUCCUUUCUUGUUGUAUCCUUUUUUUGUGGAAUGUUUCCUGUAGCACUCAACUACAUCUUAGGUUUUCAUAGAGAG